AUGGCGCCCCAGCCGGGGACGAUCCGCUACAAGAGCACGCGCGGCGGGGCCAGCGACCUCACCUUCGAGCAGGCCGUGUUCGAGGGGCUGGCCCCUGAUGGGGGGCUCAUGGUCCCGGACGUCAUCCCUGACGUGUCCAAGAACUACAAGGACUGGAGGGCCUUAAAGUUCGACGAGCUGGCCUACGAGAUCGCGUCGCUGUACUGCGGGGACGACGAGAUCCCGGCGGCCGAUCUGCGCAAGCUGAUGAGCAGGAGUUACGCGUCUUUCGAGCACGCGGACGUCGUGCCGACGGUGAAGCACGGCAACCUGCACAUCAUGGAGCUGUUCCACGGGCCGACGUUUGCGUUCAAGGACGUGGCGUUGCAGGCCCUCGGGAACCUCUACGAGUACUUUCUGAAGCGGAAGUCCCGCAGGCUGACGGUGGUGGGUGCCACGAGCGGCGACACGGGCAGCGCGGCCAUCUACGGGCUGCGCGGGAAGGAGAACGUGGAGUGUUUCAUCCUCUUCCCCGAGGGCCGCGUGUCGCAGAUUCAGCAGCAGCAGAUGACGAGCGUGCUCGACGGCAACGUGCACUGCGUCGCGGUCAAGGGCACGUUCGACGACUGCCAGAACAUCGUCAAGGGCCUCUUUGGCGACCUGGACUUCAAGAAGGCCUACGGCCUCGGCGCCGUGAACUCCAUCAACUGGGCACGGAUCAUGUUCCAGAUCACUUCACUCGGUGGCGGAUUUCUAUACGUAUUUCCGGCUCUUCCCAAAUUGUGA
This is a messenger RNA of Prorocentrum cordatum, 765 nucleotides long. The record is from the annotation of a GenBank genome assembly. Lineage: Eukaryota; Dinophyceae; Prorocentrales; Prorocentraceae.